UUGUGUUUAUUUACAUAAUACAACUUAUAUUAUUACGUCUCGUUACUCAAUUCAUUGUUUAUUUCUUUUUCUUAAAAUUGAGAUAUUAUUUGGUCAACUGAGUUGAGAAAUAUAACGUUUGAAUCCUAAUUUAUUUUAUUUGUCGUAAAGAAACGUACAGAAAAGAACUCGGACCUAUCAGUGCAAGCUCGUAAAACUGCAAACGAAUUAUUCAAUCAAAAAAACCAUGAUGAAACCAUUCAUAAAAAUACACUCUUUUAUUACACAAAAUGUAUUGCACUUGCUCCUAAAGGAAGUGAAGAAUUAGCUCUAGGCUACAGUAACAGGUCAGCUUUGUUAAUGCACUUGAAACGUUAUCAAGAAUGUAUAAAUGAUAUUAAUAAGGCAAGUGCAAUUACAAAAUCAGUUCAAUUAAAAUAUAUGCUUCAAGAUGGUAAAAAACAGUGUUUAGCACUGCUGCACAAUAUAGAAAAAAAUCAAAUAUACUUAGAAAAUUUGAGUCUUAAUAGCAGUGAAGAUGACAGAUCGUCAAUAUUUCUUACACCUACAAUACAUUCUGAUGUAAUUCCAGAUGCUUCUAAUUCAAUAACUUUACGCUAUAAUGAUAUUUUUGGCAGACAUUUUAUAGCAACCCGGGACAUAAAACCUGGAGAAGUUAUUAUUAAUGAAAAAGGCUUUAUUUGUUUUCCGUAUACCAAUCAGUUAUAUCUUGUUUGCUCUCAUUGUUUAAAAUUUGCAUGGAAUGCUAUUCCAUGUGACUAUUGCAUUUAUACUGUUUAUUGUAGUGAAGCUUGUGAGAAAGAAGCUUGGCAGGAAUAUCACAAUGAAGAAUGUUCUACUCUUCCAUAUUUCCAUCUUCUCACCACAAAAGUGAAUAUUGUUGAUGUAAUGGCCAUAACAAGAUUACUAAUUAAAGCUAUCAAAAAGGAAGGUCUUGAUAAUGUAUUGAAUGAAGCUAAGAUAUCUAAAUACACUAAUAAACAACAUCACAACAGCAUAAAUAAGAUAUUAACAGAUGGAAUAUUACGUCAUGACAAAUUUAGGUCAUACUAUAAUUUAAUGUACAAUAACAAUAGAGUUCCAAAUAAUGAUAAAGAUGAUGCUGAGCAUUAUGAGUCAGUUGCUAUAAAUUUAUUAUUCAGAUUUACAAAUCUUAUUCGUCCAAAAGAAAGUGUGCUUAGCAUCAGUUUUGAUGAAGAAAUAACACUCAUUGAAUUAAAGGAUUUAUUUGUAAAAUUUAGGAAUAUUUUCAACACCAAUGCAACUAUGUAUCAAGGAGUUAUUUGCAACUGUUCAAGUGAUAUUGAGUGCAGUGAAAAUUGUCCUACAAAAAGAGGAUUUGUAAUUGGCCCAUGCAGUAGCUUAGUGAAUCAUAGCUGUAAUCCUAAUGUUGAAAAAAUGUGUGUUCCAUAUGGAAAAAUAGUUUUAUUUGCAACUGCUCCAAUCAAAAAAGGCGAUCAGAUAUGCCAGAGUUAUGGUCCAAUAUUUACAACUGAAAAAGCAAUAAGACAAAAAUUUUUAGAAGAACACUUCUUCUUUUUCUGUGAAUGUACAGCUUGCUCAAAAAAUUGGCCGACUUACGAAGAAAUGAACUUUUGCAAAGAUCCUAAAACUGAUCAUAUCAUCAUGCUGAAAGUUCGUUCUCAAAUUGAAAAAGAAUUUAUCAAUGAAAACAUAAGUUCAUCUUUCAAUAAAAUAAUUGAACAGUCGGAAUUUGAUAUGGAAACUUUAAAACAUGCCAUAAAAUUUUCAGAGUGGGUGUAUGAUCAUUAUGAAAAUGGGAUGGCUUUUAUGAUGAGUAUCACAUAUAAAACAUAUAUUAAUACAGCUUUUUAUAAGCUUUUUGGAGAAAAAUGUAUUAUACCAGCUAUAUGCUAAUGAUCAUAAAAGAAUUAUCACUUUGUAUAUUUUUGGAAAAAUAAUAUAUCUUUUUUAGUUUAUUAUA
Molecule: messenger RNA, 1945 nt
Organism: Phymastichus coffea
Lineage: Eukaryota; Metazoa; Arthropoda; Insecta; Hymenoptera; Eulophidae
Product: SET and MYND domain-containing protein 4-like
Exons: 6
Coding region: 340-1878 (512 amino acids)
Molecular function (GO): protein binding
Source: RefSeq, a predicted model, not a curated record